AUUCAUUCCUCUCCCAUCUCCCUCUCCCUCUCUCUCUUUAAUUUUGUUUUUUUGUUCUCUCUGGUUCUGUUUCAAUGGCUCUGUCUUUCUCCUCGAGAUUAUCAUAUCUCCAUUUCAAAACCAAGAAAACCAAUCUUUAUUAUAUAACUCUAAUCACAAUCUUGUGCACAAUCUUUUAUCUCGUUGGUGAAUGGCAAAACUCUGGCUCUCCAAGUCCUCUUGCAACAAAAUCUAGCAUCAUCGAAUCCUUGUCAUGCACCUCACAACAUAUAAACACAACCACAGAACACGUUCUUGACUUCUCAGCCCACCACUAUGCCCCAGACCCUCCUCCUACGACGGCGCGUGUCACGCACAUCCCUCCCUGCGACUCUAAGUACACAGAGUACAUCCCAUGCCAUGACGUUCAAAGAUCGUUGAAAUUUGAUAGAGACAGGCUUAUUUAUAGAGAGAGGCAUUGCCCUGAAAAAAACGAGUUGUUGAAGUGUCGUGUACCGGCUCCCUACGGCUAUAAGGUGCCGUUUAAGUGGCCGGAGAGUAGAGAUUUCGCUUGGUACGCUAAUGCGCCACAUAAGGAGUUGACAGUGGAGAAAAAAAACCAGAAUUGGGUCCGGGUUGAAGGAGACCGGCUCAGAUUUCCUGGUGGCGGGACGAUGUUUCCUCGUGGUGCUGAUGCGUACAUUGAUGAUAUUGGGAAGCUGAUUAAUCUCAAAGACGGCUCCAUAAGGACCGCCAUUGAUACUGGCUGCGGGGUAGCGAGUUGGGGAGCUUACCUUCUGUCAAGAAAUAUUAUAGCAAUGUCAUUUGCACCAAAAGACACUCAUGUAUCUCAAGUGCAGUUUGCUUUAGAACGAGGAGUUCCAGCAUUGGUUGGAGUCAUGGCUUCUAUGAGACUUCCUUACCCUUCAAGAGCUUUUGACAUGGCACAUUGUUCUCGUUGCCUCAUUCCUUGGGGCCAGUAUGAUGGUCUUUAUUUAAUCGAAGUUGAUAGAAUUUUACGCCCUGGUGGGUACUGGGUUCUGUCUGGGCCACCAGUGAACUGGGAGAAUCACUGGAGAGGCUGGAACAGAACAACUGAAGAUCUUGACGCAGAACAGUCAGGAAUAGAAAGGGUAGCAAAGAGUUUAUGUUGGAAAAAACUGAAACAGAAGGGUGAUCUUGCUAUUUGGCAAAAACCAACUAAUCAUGUCCAUUGUCAAGCUAAUAGGAAGGUCUUUAAACAACCACGCUUUUGUAAAGCUCAAGAUCCUGAUAUGGCAUGGUACACCAAAAUGGAGACUUGUUUAACACAAUUGCCUGAAGUGUCAGAUAUUAAGGAAAUCGCUGGGGGAAAAUUAGCAAAUUGGCCAGAGAGGUUGACUGCAGUCCCUCCUAGGAUUUACAGUGGAAGUUUGAAUGGAAUUACAGCUGAAAUGUUUAGAGAAGACACAGAACUAUGGAAGAAAAGAGUGGCACAUUAUAAAACCGUGGACUAUCAGUUGGCACAAAAUGGGAGGUACAGAAACUUGCUUGAUAUGAACUCUUAUUUGGGAGGCUUUGCAGCAGCUUUAGUUGAUGAUCCGGUGUGGGUCAUGAACAUGGUUCCUAUUGAAGCUGAGAUCAAUACCCUUGGAGUCAUCUACGAACGAGGGUUGAUAGGAUCGUAUCAAAAUUGGUGCGAGGCCAUGUCUAAUUAUCCCAGGACUUAUGACUUUAUACAUGCUGACUCUGUAUUUAGUCUUUACAAGGACAGAUGUGAAAUGGAAGAUAUAUUGUUAGAAAUGGAUAGGAUUUUAAGGCCAGAAGGUAGUGUAAUUAUCCGAGACGAUGUUGAUAUAUUGGUGAAGAUCAAGAGCUUGAUAGAUGGUAUGCAAUGGGAUGGCAGGAUUGCCGAUCAUGAAGAUAGUCCCCAUCAGAGACAGAAGAUUCUUUUUGCAGUUAAACAAUACUGGACAGCCCCUGCUCCUGACCAAGGAGCCGGUACAGCUUCGUAGUCAUAAUAUUGCUCUUGUUUUCUUAAUUUUUAUUUUUUGGAAAGAUUUUUUUUUAUUUAAUUCAUUAUUGGUACCAAUUUUUUUCCCACUUUAUGUGGGUAUGCUCGUACGAGUUUAAGACGGUUGGUAGAUAUUUUAUUAUACAUCAAUGAAAGGUCUUUCAUUCCUUUUGUCCCUUUCUCUCUGGAUCAAAACAAAUUCGU
Pistacia vera is the source of this 2176-nucleotide messenger RNA. Its product is annotated as probable methyltransferase PMT15. Lineage: Eukaryota; Viridiplantae; Streptophyta; Magnoliopsida; Sapindales; Anacardiaceae. The transcript is spliced from 7 exons. Gene Ontology annotation, cellular component: trans-Golgi network; endosome; cytoplasm. The coding region runs from base 75 to 1973 and encodes 632 amino acids. Gene Ontology annotation, molecular function: methyltransferase activity. The record is from RefSeq and is a predicted model, not a curated record.